Messenger RNA from Plutella xylostella (diamondback moth), 957 nucleotides. It is a transcript of the gene Lsm12a, whose product is annotated as LSM12 homolog a. Lineage: Eukaryota; Metazoa; Arthropoda; Insecta; Lepidoptera; Plutellidae. Gene Ontology annotation, molecular function: RNA binding. The record is from RefSeq and is a predicted model, not a curated record.
CAAUACACAAACUUCAAAAUUCGUCAAUGGCGGAUUUCGAGACGUCCUAACAAAAUAAUUUACCACGUUGAUUCUUACAUAAUUUCGCCGAUUCCACCUUCGCUCCUGCAUGCCUUCAGCCAGGUGUUGUGAAAACAAACGCUAGAAUGUCAACAAAUGUGUCGGACUGCUUCACUAUCGGCAGUAUGGUGGCGUGUCGGACCUGCUACAAUGAGGACAUAGAAGGCGAGGUUUUAGCCUUCGAUCCUCAGACCAAGAUGCUGAUCCUCAAGUGUCCGUCGUCGAGCGGGAACCCGAAGCGGCACGACGUGAAUAUCGUGAACCUAUCGCUCGUCAGCGACGUGCAAAUCAAGAAGGAAGUGACCACAGUCCCGGAGCAGCCGCAGUCGCUCAAUGUCCAUAGACUAAACACAAGAGUACGAAACUCAAUAGAAACUAAGAGAAGAUUAGUGUCAGCGCUAUCUGCGUGCCUGGACCCGGAGGGGCAGCGGCUGUUCCUGGCCAUCGCGCGGGUUAUCGAGGACGUGUCGUGGGCCGGCCAGAACAUCCGCGUCUACAACGAGGUCACCAUCACACCACCGUAUAAGGUAGAGAACGUACUAGGCGAGCAGGACUCGAAGCCGUUCAACUACAUCCGCAAGUUCGUGGAGAGACACUGGCGGGAGCACCGAGACCACGCCCUGGCCAGCCACAGCCAGGCGUAGAGUGUACCAUUGUGGGGCGCAGUGUACCAUCGUGGGGCGCAGUGUACCAUCGUGGGGCGCAGUGUACCAUCGUGGGGCGCAGUGUACCAUCGUGGGGCGCAGUGUACCAUCGUGGGGCGCAGUGUACCAUCGUGGGGCCGAGUGAACCAUCGUGGGGUUGAGUGUAUAGUGGAGUGUGUUGUGUAGUGGGGUGGAGUGUUCAAUCAUAGAGCCAAGUGAAUGGGGUGUACCAUCGUCAGGCUAAGUGAAGUGG